UGCAUGCAUAAAUUUAUGGCAAAGGCCACCCUUUUGCCUGUGAUUUGCUUCAAUUCUGCCCUUCCCCACUAAAUCUUUUACAUAUAUAUUUUUCAUUUCUUGUCUCAAAAUCUUCAUUCUCUCACAUUUUAGUGUUCAAAGAAAAUAAAAGUGUUUUUAGUGUUCAAAGAAAAAAAAAAGUGAACUUUCGUAGAAUUUUGAAGUAAUUAUACAGAGAAAAUUAAUAUCAAAUUAAGGCAUGAAGAUUUCUAUUUGCAUUAUUGUAUUACUCGUUUCUCUCCUAUUUCUUCCUUGUUCUUCAAGACGUAUUGAUAGGUCUCGAUCACAUCACGGGCAUCAUCAUUCAUCUUCACCAUCAAGAACGAGGCAAGAUGAAAUAACGAACGUCCUUAACAAUUUCUUUAGAGAUCAUCGGAGACCUACAAAGAGAAGAGGAGGCGACGCAGUCCAAAUUGCCGGGUCAAGUUUGCCGGAUUGUUCACAUGCAUGCGGCUCAUGCACACCAUGCAGGCUAGUCAUGGUUAGCUUCGUUUGCUCCUCACUUGAAGAAGCUGAGACUUGUCCUAUGGCUUAUAAAUGUAUGUGUAGAAACAAAUCUUAUCCUGUACCAUGAUCUUGUUCAAUUAAUUAAUUUUUGGCUUAUUGUAACUAAUAGCUAGCUAGGUUAAUUAGGAUUAGGAGUUCAUCUCAUUUAUUUUGACAAUUUUAAAUUGUACUUUGGAGCUUCAAUUUCUUUGGUGUAAUCAGAAACUUUUUGUUUGCUACAAUGAAAUCUUUUAUAAAUGGUUUAAUUCCUUAAAA
This is a messenger RNA of Mercurialis annua (annual mercury), 801 nucleotides long. RefSeq names its product protein EPIDERMAL PATTERNING FACTOR 1. The transcript is spliced from 2 exons. The coding region runs from base 239 to 613 and encodes 124 amino acids. The record is from RefSeq and is a predicted model, not a curated record. Lineage: Eukaryota; Viridiplantae; Streptophyta; Magnoliopsida; Malpighiales; Euphorbiaceae. Gene Ontology annotation, biological process: guard cell differentiation; stomatal complex development.